AAUGUACAAUAAGGAGGCUGGCUGACUCUGUUUCCGUCUCAUAGCCAAUGAGUGAAAGAGGAGGGUUUUCCCUUUUAUUUUAUAACCUUGCUUGCUGUCCAGCACGGUGCGGGCUCCAUUUUUUCCCUGGAAAUAAUGUCCAAAGCAGUGGCAGUGGUUACCGGUGCCAACAAAGGCAUUGGAUUGGCGAUCGUGCGGGGACUUUGCAGAGCUGGCUUUCCCGGGGAUGUGGUCCUCACUGCUAGAAAUGAAAAGCUCGGACACGAAGCGGUAGAUAUGUUGCGAGAGGAGGGAUUAGAGACGGUUUUCCACCAACUUGAUGUCUGUGACCAGACCAGCGCCGAGCGUCUGAGAGACUUCUUGCAGAACACAUAUGGAGGAUUGGAUGUACUGGUUAACAACGCGGGAAUCGCUUACAAGAAUGAUGCGGUGGAGCCCUUCAGCGAGCAGGCUGAGGUGACCAUGCGCACCAACUUUUGGGGGACGCUGAAAGUGAGCCGCGCGCUUCUUCCGCUGCUGCGGCCCUGCGCCCGCGUGGUCAACGUGUCCAGCUUCGUCAGUAAGCGGGCUCUUGGACAGUGCAGCCCCCAGCUGCAGGCAAAGUUCCGUGAUGCCGAGCUGUCGGAGGAGGAGCUGUGCUCCCUGAUGGAGGAGUUUGUGAAAGCAGCUCAGCGGGGCAAACACAAGGAAGAGGGCUGGCCCACCACUGCUUACGGCACCACCAAGAUCGGCGUCACGGUGCUCUCCCGGAUCCAGGCGCGUGUCCUGUCCCAGACUCGGGCGGGCGACGGCAUCCUGCUGAACGCCUGCUGCCCCGGCUGGGUCCGCACGGACAUGGCGGGCCCCAAGGCCCCCAAGAGCCCCGAGGAAGGGGCCGAGACCCCCGUCUACCUGGCCCUGCUGCCCCGGGGGGCGGCGGGGCCCCACGGGCAGCUGGUCUGGGACAAGGAAGUCCAAGAGUGGUAGCGGCGCGCUCAGUUUUUUUUUUGGAAGAGCGUCCGUGUCAGGAACGGUGGUGAUUACCGUUUAUAGCAGUAAACAAGGCAGCAGAUUCAUAAUCAUUUAGGGGGGGGAAAAAACAUCUCGUUCAGAAGACUCAGACUGUUAGGGUUCCAGAUCCGGAUCUAUUGUAGCACGCGAUGCUGUUAAUACUUUCUGACUGUGAAGCCUCACAGUGGUCCAAUGAAGUAAUUACGGCCCGUACCGACAGUGAUCAUUAAACCUCAGUGACAAUGGGCAUUACUGAGUCAUCAUUUUGGGAAUUACUUGGGAUGUGUAUUCAAGGGCAUUUUUUAAUGGUGAAUUAAUGUGAUUUUAAAAGAAAAGGUGAAAGGGGGAGUUUUUCCUUGUCAAUGUUGUUCUAGGUUUGCUUUUCCAGGGGAUUUUUUAAGAUGACGUCUGCUUUAAAACCUAUUGUGACAAACGUAUUGUGAAUCAUGCUAUACAAAUAAAUUGGAUUUCAUUC
Molecule: messenger RNA, 1465 nt
Organism: Anguilla rostrata (American eel)
Lineage: Eukaryota; Metazoa; Chordata; Actinopteri; Anguilliformes; Anguillidae
Gene: cbr1l
Product: carbonyl reductase 1-like
Exons: 4
Coding region: 136-966 (276 amino acids)
Molecular function (GO): carbonyl reductase (NADPH) activity
Source: RefSeq, a predicted model, not a curated record